Messenger RNA from Suillus fuscotomentosus, 5310 nucleotides. RefSeq lists its product as uncharacterized. Gene Ontology annotation, molecular function: ATP binding; nucleic acid binding. Gene Ontology annotation, cellular component: chromosome; nucleus. The transcript is spliced from 9 exons. Bases 1 to 5310 code for a protein of 1769 amino acids. The record is from RefSeq and is a predicted model, not a curated record. Lineage: Eukaryota; Fungi; Basidiomycota; Agaricomycetes; Boletales; Suillaceae.
AUGCCCUUUUAUGCCAGAGUUCCCAGGACUGCGUUUAUGCCUGUCUGCGACAAGGCCACUAUGCAAAAGCAUGCUAAAAACGUCCAUUCCACAAUCAAAGCCUACUUUAUGGUAGAUCCCAACACCUCGUACCAGAAUAAGGACCUGGAAAAAGUGCUCAACGAUACUUUUAGUCCAUCGCUCUAUGUUCCGCUGGUACAGCCAUCCUUGUCACCUGAAGAGCGAAGGCCCCUCAUCAAGGCCAUGUCCUGGGAUAUAUUCAUGCCUGAUCUCCGUUCCGAUCCAGCUCAGGUUAAGGCGAUCCAAAUGCUGAAAGAGAAGCACAGUCCGGCGGAAUGCCAUGAUAUCUUCACUGCCUUGAAGGAGCUGAUGCAGGCGCACAUGGACAUGGCUGCUACCAUCCUGGAUGGAAAUCCUCACAAGCUGACCCUGGCAAAGGCCCUCUUGCAUGGCAGCCAAGUCACAGAUAAAUCGGAUUACUGGGCUCCAAUCUCUGAUAAAAAUACGUCGUACUGCGAUAUGAUCUUCCAGCUUCUCCGAGCGAUUGUCAGACUUAGAGUCCAAAUGGAUCAUCCCUCAAAGUUCAGUUUUCAGCUCGAUCCUGCACAGGAACAUGCCUUGGUCGCCCUUCUGGCACAUAUGAACUUCUCUAACAAUGCUCUGGACGAGACUGCCAUCACUAUGUUGCAUGAAUUUUUGUGGUCUUUGAUAAAUGCAGACAGUUUUCAUAAAGGCGAGCCCUGGGCAAAUGUCAUCCAGCGUUUUAUUUGGUUAAAGGCCCUGCGACGCGACGGGAACUUUUACGAGGUCACUGACUACACACCGGAUCUUGCUAAGUUGAAAUACUUCCUCAACAGCACAUGCCUUCUCCAUGCAUUGUGGUAUCAGAGAGAAAGUGAACUGGACGAACUUGAACGAGUCAUUGCGGUCCACGAGGAGGUCUUGCGUGUAGGACGCCUGACUACCUUUAACAUGGUACACGAAUAUCAGCAAUAUGCUUCAGCGCUGGCAUUCGGACAAAAGCGUGAGCCAAAAGUCUAUAUCGAUCCUGAAUUUGCCUGGCUCUCCAUUGGAACAGAGACCAUGCACAUCUCCAAAUUUCGUCAAGGGAUUCAAACACUUCUGAAACAGGUCGAAGAAGGCUAUCUAAAGUUGACAGCACGGGCGGGACACUCCUUUGCGAUGCACGAGAGCUUCCACCCACUCAAACUCAAGCUAUUCUGCCACCUUGUGGAGAAACAUCGCCUCGCCAUGGUGGAUAGGAGCGGCGUUCUUUCUUGGGAUAUACCAGCUGUAAAAGACAUCCUGCGUCAAAGCGGGGAGGUGUGGAAGCCCCUGUAUCACCUUCUAUAUGUGACCCCACAAAUAUCCACGAGAUCGGUCCAAUUUUUACAGCAUCAUAUCUCUAACGCUGAUCGGCACCGAAAUAUUUUUGUUGAGGCUCAGGAGGUUUUCUUCCUUUCCGGUUACAGCAAGACCACCCAUAUCACAGACAGAGAUGCCUGCACUCCAUCCUAUGUCAACCCGAAGGUCGCCAGGUGGUUGGUGGAAUUCCUUGCUGGAGGUCUCAGGGAAGCAGAGUCAAUUCUGGCGAAGGUGGCAUAUGGGAACUCAGCGCAGCACGAUUAUAAGACCUUCUUGGUCAUGGACAACGGCAGUAGAAUGAGCCCAGAUCAGUGGUAUGCCGUCUUUCAGCAGAGAAACAGAGAGGUUUUCCAGUGUGCUUGGGGCGUCCGUGACUUCCGGCAAGGCGCCAUAGCCAUGGCUAGGGAAUUCAUCUCCCCCAGUCAUGCAUUCUCUCUAGCAGAUGACCUACUUGCGGAGGGCGCAGAUCACUCGACCGAAAUAGACCAUUCCCACUAUGGGAACCUCCGUGGAUCCAUUCCUGAACUGUCCAACAACGCUGUGGAGAAGCAUCGCUGGUUGGCAAGGGAGUGGCACUCGUUUUGCGGCCUUGGGCCCUUUGAGCCUCAGGAGCCUGUUCGAAGGACGAGAAUGCGCGGGGGAUCAGCGCAGGCUCAGAGCGAUCUUGCAUCCUCUUCACCACACCCCUCAUCCAUAGCCAGCCUUGUCUCCGCUUCCUGUAGCAAGCUGGUCAAAGAUUUUCUACUGGAGAACCUCCCAGGACUACUUAAGGAUGUACUGACGGAGGGUGUCAUACCUCAAAUCGUCAGCGCGCUUCAUAGCCAUGUCGAAGGAGUUUGCCACGUCAUGCAGAAUGUUUCCCCUGCUCCUGACAUUUCUGGUGCAGCUUUCCACAUAGGUCAGUCAAACAUCACGGAGGGAUCACGCAGUUUCGUUCCAACAUCCAAGAAAUAUCAUCCUCAUAUAAACAGUGAGGCAAAUCAGCAGUUUGUUGACCCGGACAAGAGGGAUGAUGAGGACCAAAUAUCUCAGCAACAACAUCCUGAUAUCGCCAGCGAGGAAAACCAACAGUUCGUUGACCUUGACGAGACUGAUGAUGAGGACCAAAACCAGCACAAAGUGCAGCAAGGUUAUAUGCGUAUAGAAGAUAGGAAGCGACCUCGUAAUUGUCCUACAACACAGUCGGACUGUAGCGAUGACUUCCAGCCUCUGAAACGCAUUCGGCUGGAAAAAUCCUAUGAAGGCGGAGAGGAGGAUGUUUCCAUGGGUACCUCAGAGACGUCCGACGUUGAAGAAGGCAACACUCAUAAUGCUUCAUCCACCGCAUUCCUAGAAGAGGAUUUCUCUCUCAGCGAUCAGGACGACGAUGAAUCCAGGGUAUUGGCUUCCUUGGAGAACGAGGAGGAAGAUGACAUUAUGGUGGAAAGUGAUCCUGUGUUUGACAGCGAUCCGAUUUCUGAAGGAAUCGAUGAUACAUUGCUUACGCAAGUGAUGCAGGGCGACAUGCGCCAGCACUUGUCUCCGUCGAAGAUAGAUUCAUGGACAAAAAAGGUGCGCGCAGCAUUCCCAGUGCUGUUCAAGGAUCCAGCUGCAAAGGAAAAGUCCCCUGAGCAGUUGAACGCAAUUGUUAUGGUGAUGUCCGCCAAAAAGGACGCCAUGAUCACCCUCAAGACUGGUGGCGGAAAGAGCGCUUUGUGGAUGAUUGCCCCUCUCAUACAUCCGUACCCGCGGUGCAUCGUGAUCUGCCCAUUCGUAGCCCUUCUGGAAGAACAAGUUGAAAGGUGUCUUUCUGCAGGGCUAAGAGCGCACAACUUCACAAAAGAUAAGAACGUUCCAGAUAAUGUCCAGCUCCUUUUUAUCCAAGUGGAGAGCUGUUCUUCUAAAGCAUUCAAGGAUCUGAUGCACGCGCAAGAGCACAGGUAUCACAGAAUCUUCAUAGAUGAGAACCACGACUCCCUGAUAUGCCAUCCAGAACGCAGGGAACCUUGGAAAAAGCUUGCUCAUCACCUUUCUAAAUUGCGGAUUCCAUUGAAUUUCCUUUCAGGAACGAACCCCCCAUCGAACGUCACUGCUUCUCUUAAACACUUUGGGCUGAAACCGAAAGACGUAAUCCAGAUCCGUUCCUGCACAGACCGUCCAGAGAUAGGAUUUCACGUUGUGAAGAUACUCCCGCAUGCUUAUGAUUUGUCUUUGAAGCAAGUCGUGCUCGCACUACUAUCCACGAUGACAAAAUCGGAUCGCAUGCUGGUUUUUUUCAACAGGAACAAAGAGGCAGACGAAUUCAGCACCUCCAUAGGCUGCGCAGUAUUUCACAGCGAACUCCCAACUCUAGGAAAUACAAAGGGUCUGAAUCUGGAGAGGUGGGACACUGGAGAGACGCAGGUAAUGGCGUGUACUACUGCCUUCGCCCAGGGCGUGGAUCGAAGCUCCGUGAGAUACGUGGUGAUUAGCGAAGUCGAGUACGGCCUCAUGGUGGUCAAUCAGAUGUCAGGCCGCGCUGGAAGGGACGGACGGGAGGCUCACACCUUCUAUCUGACACGGAAAACAACACUUUCAGCAUUCGAUAGCGACCAGGACUAUGACUGCUUGAAAGGACUGGAUGAUGUGCUGUUUGGCCAUACCUGUCGAAGAUACACCUCAAUCAGGUGUAUGGAUGGUGAACAGCAUGCGUAUCGUUGCAAGGAGAGGUCAGACGUCAUGCAGUGCGACGUCUGUGACCCUCGAAGCCACAUGGAACUUUUUGUGGCAAAAGCAAUCAGGGAUCCGUUCAGACCAACUUCUGACCAUCCGGCGGAAUCCAGAGGUAAUAUCCUGGUCCCAAGCUCAUCCCAACAAUGUGCGUCUCCUGCAACAUCAAUAGGAAACAUUGUCGUUCCCAGCACAUGCCGAAUGCCGACACCCGACGUUUCCAUUUCUUCUCCAGAAACAGAGGAGGACUUUUUUGCUCAGCUACCGGACAUCACGCCAGAAAUGACAAGAGCGAUUGACACUUUUGAGGCCUCGGAUACCACACGUAGUCCAUCUUCCAAGAAGGCGCUACUACGGAAAGAUCGUGCAGCUAAAUUUCUGUCUUCUCAACCGUCAUCCUCAUCUGUUGGUUCUACAACGGCAUCAGAACAUCCAGCAUCCAAGAAGGAUCGCUCCCAUAGAUCAUCUUAUCCCACCCUUUCCAAGACCUCCACAGCUUCAGCCCCUGCUGCAUCGCGAUCUACAGAAUCUAAGCAAGACAGGAGUUUGGUCCCCAUCAGGGCAUCAACUUCCAAGUCUGCAAAGCCUCACGCAUUUAUGUGCCCUCCUGCAUCACUUCCUGCAGCAUCCAAGUCAGCCAGGAGUACGAUCCCCCAUACAAGAUCACCUUCUACUGCAUCUCAACAACAGCCAUCAUGGGUCAAUAGGGGAAACAAGGUACGGGAGGCUCUUGAAAAGAGGUUGCAAAGCACUUCACUCCUCGACAAGUAUAUGCGAAAAUUGAAAGGCCGCUGUCCAUUCCACUUUGUCAAUGCUGCAGGUCGUGAUAGGUUCCAUCCAGAACAUGAUUUCGCAUGUCAUCACAAAGGCAGAGCAUGGGAUGCGGCAUUCUACGAAACAUUCAGGAGGUGUUUUGUCUUUGGGAAUUACACCUAUUGUUUCAAAUGCGCACUUCCGCAGAAUAAUAAUCACAAUAACGAGGCGCCCUCUUGCCAUUCCGGAGUUGGCUACAGCAAGGGAGAUAAAUGCCCUUUUGCAGGUUUCAUCUUCAAGGCUGUAUUUUUUUUGUGGAAGACAGGACGCGCUGAAAAAUUGGCUAGACAACAUUUGGGAGCAAGUACUUGGACGACCAAGGAGGAAUUCAUCCAUUGGGUGCAGAAGGAACACAGCGAGAAGGGGAGGUAUGUCAAUUUAGUGGAGCUAUUUCUCGCCUUCUGCAAGAAAUUGGAAAAGGCUCAGCCUGACAUUUUUAAUUAG